AUGUCGGGCGGCACAGCGAGUACGGGCGCGCCACAGUCGCCCGACAUCGCCGGCCCGCCUUCUCGGCCGCCUGAAAAAAGAUCCGUCUCGUUCAAGGGCAACGCCGAACCAGACGCCAACUCAGCGUCGCCCGUCAAGGGUUUGGGCCCGCUACAGGGCGAUGAGACUCCCCGAAUCGAACCCCGCCUUGUAGCCGGCCAAAGCGGCCCUGAGAAACCCGCCGAACCGGACUUCAGGGAUGCGCAACGGCAGUUGAACGAGUACCGCGAGACCCUGGCCCGCCAGAUUGAACGGCGAGAGUUACCUGCAAGAGGAGGCCAACCCCCUGCACCCGAGCCGACGAGGGUCUCUCCCAUCAUGGAGGAGACUUCGCCUCCGUCGCAACCAGCGUCGUCCGAAUCGGAACCAAAGUCCUCGGCCGGAUCCGGGAAUACCGUUCGAGGGUCAGCCACUACGCCUGGUGUGGCAGCUGGGACACCUUCGUACCCGUUCCCGCGCAUGUCAUCCCAGAGCUUUCUGCCUUCUUCGGUUCACCGUCCGUUCACCACCCUCUCCCCGACCGCGCCCCCUGAAAGAAAUCGCCUGUCGUACGAAUCCUUCAAGGGCCGUGACAGCGUCGUCUCGAACCCCUCCACGCCGGCCUCGGCUAUGACCUUUUUGCCACCUGGAUGCCGCGCUUCUGAGGCCGACUUGUGUAGUGACUAUCCGAGCCCAAACCUGUACGAAUUGUCCCUCAUGCUCUCGGCCGAGCCAGGACUCGAUCCGUGGUGGCAUACCGUUGUGCAGAUCAUGGUCGAGGUAUACAAGGCCGAGAGGGUGACGCUUGCGGUUCCUGCCGACUCGACAGAUAUCGAGAACGUCCCGUGGGGUCAGAAAGCUACUUACAACGCUCAUCGCGAGGACAACCUGAGUCUUGGCUAUCUAGCGCGAGGCUCAAGUCUCAUUCCGAGCAGCACUGAAGUUUCUGAUGAUUUUUCUCAAGUUGCAGAGACGCCCAAACCAGAACCUGCGCGGCCCGCGCUGCAGAGUAGGCAUUCCUUCACGUCAUACGAAGAAAAAGUGGAGAGAAGGACGGCGAGGAACGAGCAAACACCCUACUCACUCCGUCGGCCUUAUCAGCUGCCCAGGAGUAAAUCCAGCUACCCUACUACAACGUUUAACCAUGAUACCGCUAGUGACGAGGACGACAAUGCCACCAACCUAAACCGACAGGCCUUGGAGGAACACGAUGCGUUGGAGGAACGUCGGGCCAUUCCGAGCUGGGAGGUUCCGUUCACAGCGCCGAGGGAGGGUCAUGGAAAAGUGCUGAAUGUGCUCCAGGCACUUGACUACGAGGCCGACCCGCUGAUUGACCACAACGGCGUUCUACGCAUAUUAGAGCGUGGCCGCGUGGUUGCACUAACCAGGACCUACCCCUAUCUUGGCCAGUCUUCGACCGAGAGCAAGCCUUCCGAGGCUCGGUCUGGUGCUCCUACCGCCAAGUCGCCCGAGGGGCCGAGAAAGCGGUUGAGAAGAUCGCGGGCGGAUUCCUUGUCAAAGCUCUCUUCGCUACUCGGCAGCGCGACUCUUUCCCCCAGUGCUCACCGGGCUGCCAGGGGCCAAGCACAAGAUAAGAAGGCGGGCCGGAUGGAGGAUGAGGCCCCCAAACCACCCAGUCCCCGGUACGAAGAGUACGAGCAAGCCCCACCCUCACCGUGGUCGCAAUCGCCAGCCCCUUCUCCUGCCGUGCGUGCUGAUUCCGCCGAAAAUCCCUUUUUUACCGACGCUAUGGUCGACGAGGAGUCAUUUAACCCGGCCUCCGGCUCACAGGAUUAUUCAGCCAUGCAGCCGCCUGAGGCCAUAGGUGUUGACAAUUCCUGGACGGUGCUACACAUCCCUUUGACACAUGUGCUCCUGUCAAAGCCGAAUCCUACUUUCAAGCUCGAUCAUACUCUGAUGGAGAAGAAGCUGUCGACGCGGGGCAAGGGCGGAGAUGCUUCCAGUGUCACGAAUCCGUCCCCAGAGCGCGCCGUCAAGGAGAAGCACGCGCCGAUAGCCAUUCUGUCAAUACUAAGUCCCAUCAUUCCAUAUCCUUCCACCCUCCGCCACUCCUUGGAGCAUCUCGCUCCCCAUCUCGCCACCUCUUUCUCCCUUUGCCGUCACUACACCAAUUUGGAAACCGAGUUGAACGGAUUGCAGAAGCGAAGACCACAGACAGCAGGCUUUGGCGCUCUUGGACCUGACGGUCGCCCGCUGGCUGACCCCGCCGCGCUCGCUUCGCUGGGAUAUUUCCCUGCCGAAGAGGCCGCAUCCAGGGAUUCCUUGGCUGGUAGCAUGACCAGCCCGAGUGAUGUUUCUGGCCCUUCCCGCAGCGCUCUUGGCUCUCCGAGCGGGACACCUCACUGGGAGCAGCCUUCCCUCGGGUUCGUCAUGGACAAGCGGACAACUACCAGCCCGGCCUUGAUUAGCGGCGGCGAUAGCUAUUUCAGUUCCGUGCCGCAGAAUGGGGCGGCCGGCGGUGGCCAGCGAGCGAGGAGGAACUCGCGAGACUUGUCCGCUGCUGGCGAGAAAAGGCUUUCGCUGCGUUUAUCAGCGGGGAAGCCACUGCAGAAAAUCGACACAUCUUCACAUAGCCCUGCCGCCGCCGAGCCCCAAAGCAGCACUGACUUGGGCGCUCAGGAUUUGGAAGAGCUGCUCCCUAACAGUAGCCAGCAGAGACGCCCCGGGUCGAGGGAACAGAAAGACCAGGCAGUUGCCGAGAAGGGCGCUACUACGGUGUCUCAGACCGCUGGGAGCGAGGGCCAAAAGAAAUCAACUGCUCCCCCAUCUAACGCGGCUCGCCAACGUCAUACGCAGCUACAUUCAUACGGCGCUGACUUUGCCUCCACGUUCCAGUCCCUACCCCCUAGCUCCACGAUUAGCAGAGGCUCUCAACCCCUGCCGCCCUCGAGAACCGGAUCGAUUGCGACAGCUGAAAUGACGCCACCCUCUGACAAACUUAAAGGACUCAUCCUCGACUCAUUACCAGCUCACGUCUUCGUCGCCCUUCCUCAGACUGGUGAAAUUGUGUGGGUCAACAGCCGGUUUCUCACAUAUCGUGGACAAACAUCAGGGGACCUCGCAGCUGACCCCUGGGGAAGCAUUCAUCCCGACGACAGGGAAGAAUACCUUCGCGCCUGGAGCCAGUGCGUCAGGACCGGGGAGCAAUUCUCCAGGACAGUGCGCAUCAGGCGAUUUGACGGAGCUUACAGGUGGUUCUAUGCUCGUGCAGUUGCCUCCAAGGACAAAAGAGGUGUCAUUCUGCAGUUCCUCGGCUCGUACAUGGACAUUCACGACCAGCACAUUGCCGAGCUCAGGGCAGCGCGACAGGAAGAAAUCGAGGCAUCCGAGGCUAAACACCGCCUGCUCGCCAACUUGAUACCGCAGAUCAUUUUCACUGCCACCGAGGACGAAGGCAUCACCUUUGCAAACGAGCAGUGGCUAUCGUACACGGGCCAAGGUUUCUCUGAUGCUCUCGGGCUUGGCUUCAUGGAUUACGUUCAUCCGGAUGACCUGGCAAAGUGCCGUAUCCCCGUUGACAGUCCUCCCAGCCCCGACCAGCAAGAUGGCCCGAACCGCCACGGACACAGGCCUUCGGUUGACAACAAAGCCGGGAGACCUGCUGUCUCGCAAAACAGCAGCUUUGGCACCGACAGCGACACCGGCUCGACGAACGAUCCUUUGACCGCGAAUCUUACAGAGCUUGCUAAGAAGGGUGUGAUUAAGGUCUCUAGAGACAGUAGCGGGCGGCUCUCGUACACGACUGAAAUACGGCUGCGAUCCAAGAGCGGCGAGUACCGAUGGCAUCUCAUCCGGUGCGUCGAGAUAGACAAUGUCGACUUCGGCAACGGCGCCAGCUCGUAUUUCGGAUCUGCCACCGAUAUUAACGACCUGAAGCUGCUUGAGACCAAACUGAAAGAGGCCAUGGACUCCAAGGGCCGCUUCCUCAGCAACAUGUCACACGAGAUACGGACACCGCUCAUCGGCAUUUCCGGCAUGGUCAGCUUCCUGCAGGAUACCACGCUCAACGAGGAGCAGCGAGACUACACAAACACAAUCCAGACGAGCGCCAGCAGCCUGCUCAUGAUCAUCAACGAUAUCCUCGACCUCUCCAAGGUGGACGCCGGCAUGAUGAAGUUGAGCUACGAGUGGUUCCACACACGCUCCCUCAUCGAGGAUGUAAAUGAGCUCGUGUCUACCAUGGCCAUAGCCAAGCGCCUGGAGCUGAACUACGUGGUGGAGGAAGAUGUGCCGGCGUGGGUCAAGGGUGACAGAGUCCGGAUCCGCCAGGUGCUGCUCAACGUCAUUGGCAACGCCAUCAAAUUCACAAACCAGGGCGAGGUAUUCAGCAGGUGCAAGGUUAUUACACCCAAGGACGUGGCACUCCGACCGGAUGAAAUCAUGCUGGAGUUCUCCAUUAUCGACACGGGUAGAGGUUUCACCAAGGCAGAGGCCGAGCUGAUCUUCAAACCGUUUAGCCAGAUCGAUGGGAGCAGUACCCGGCAGCAUGGUGGCAGUGGGCUGGGCUUGGUCAUUUCACGCCAGCUGGUCGAGCUCCACGGAGGUAAGAUGGAAGGGACCGCUGUCCUGGGUAAAGGCUCGACAUUCACCUUCACGGCCAAAUUUGGCCUUCCAACAGUGCACGACCGCCCGGAUGACUCGGCUGCUGCUCAGCCGACUCCUGGCUUGGUGCGAGAAACGCCUAUUAGCCCCAUGGAGUGUCCUCCUGUUCCUGGAUACCAUCCUGUGGCUUCCGAGAGUCCCUCAACCACGGACCAUGAGUUCAGAUCCCCAGCUACGCUCUCUAGCGUCAGCUCGGAGCAAUCAGCCUCCUCCAGCCACACGCGCGCGACGGACCGAUCGUCUGAGUCGACGGUGAGCGCCGGACUUGUCCGCUUCAGCCAGGCGGCGCGCGCAAGCGGACAAGACUUGUCUCAAAUGAAGCUCGAGAUGCGUCCCAACAAAAUGUUGCCUGGGACGCUGCCCUCCAGCAGCAACGGACAGACUCCUACCCCGGUGCCCCCGCCCAUGUACUCGAUCCUAAUCAUCUGCCCACAAAAACACAGCCGGGAAGCCACAACCAAGCAUAUUGAGAUGACUCUUCCCAAGCACAUCCCCCAUCAGAUUACGGCCGUCGCCUCGGUGCAGGAAGCGAAUGCCUACCUCGACGGCGAGGACGCCGUCCGCUUCACGCACAUCGUCGUCAACCUCCCGUCCCCGGAGGAGAUCAUCAGCCUCAUGGACAAGCUCAUGACGAGUUACUCGACGACCGUGGGCAAGACGACGACGAUGCUGAUUCUGUCGGACUCGGUGCAGCGGCAGGCCGUGUCCAAGGCCGUGGCCGGCACGAAAUACGAGGAGAUACUCUCGGAGCACAAGGUCACGUACAUUUACAAGCCCGUCAAGCCGUCGCGCUUCGCCGUCAUAUUUGACCCGGGCAAGGAGCGCGACCAGAGCAUCGACCACAACCGGUCCACGGCCCAAAGGCUGGUCGAGGACCAGCGCCAGAGCUACGCCGACAUGGAGAAGCGCCUCGCCGGCAAAGGAUACAAGGUCCUUCUGGUCGAGGACAACCCCGUCAACCAGAAGGUCCUGCAAAAGUACCUGCGCAGAGUGGGCGUCGAGGUGGAGCUCGCGGCUGACGGGGUUGAGUGCACCGAUAUGGUCUUUGAGCGGGGGUGGGGGUAUUACUCGUUAAUCUUGUGCGAUCUCCACAUGCCGCGCAAGGACGGCUACCAGGCCUGUCGAGAGAUUAGGGCGUGGGAGGCUCAGGGAGGGUUCGGCUCCCUGCCCAUCAUCGCCCUCUCGGCCAACGUCAUGUCGGACGUUCAGGAGAAGUGCGUCGAGGCGGGCUUCAACGAUUACGUCACCAAGCCGGUCGACUUCAUCGACCUGAGCAGGGCGCUAUCAAAGUUUUUCUAA
Molecule: messenger RNA, 5940 nt
Organism: Canariomyces notabilis
Lineage: Eukaryota; Fungi; Ascomycota; Sordariomycetes; Sordariales; Chaetomiaceae
Exons: 2
Coding region: 1-5940 (1979 amino acids)
Biological process (GO): phosphorelay signal transduction system; phosphorylation
Molecular function (GO): phosphorelay sensor kinase activity; protein binding
Source: RefSeq, a predicted model, not a curated record